This is a messenger RNA of Paramecium primaurelia, 962 nucleotides long. The record is from the annotation of a GenBank genome assembly. NCBI's taxonomy places the organism in Eukaryota, Ciliophora, Oligohymenophorea, Peniculida, Parameciidae.
AUGGAUAGAGAUCUUAUUAAAGGAAAUAAAAUAUGUUAUAAUUAUGAAAAAGAACGAUUAAGAUAAAUUCAUAAACACAAUCUUUAGAUAGCACAACCUUUAAGUAUUUUACUUAAAAACAAUUAACAGUUAGAACCUAAAUGGAAAGAUUAUCAUAAAACUAAAAUAAGAAACUCUAAUUAUAAGAAGAGAGAUUUACUGAAAUUGAAAGAGAAAAUCGUAUAUUAUUAGAAAAGAUUCAAAAUAUAAUGAGUAAUAUUCUAAUCUCUAAUUAGAUAAUGAACGCAAAAGAGCCACUUCUAAUUGGUAAAAUAAUAAUAUGACAGCUUCAAAUUUUAAUUAAUCAUAAUCAGUCCAUAGGAAAUAAUCACUCAAUAAAGAAAAAAGAAAAAAAGAGUUAGUCAGAAUUACAAUUGAAAAUUAAAGAUUAAUGAACAGAUUAGUUACUAAAAAACCUAAUUAUAAUACAAAAAUUAUUUUGAAGCAAACCUCAAAAUAAUAAUAAUUAGUCUAAUAAAUAGCUGAAUAUCCACUUAAAAGGUCUAAGAUGUAAAGUUCAUAUAAAUAAAAAAGCAUUGAUCUAUCAAGUAAAUAUAAAAUAUCAUAAAAGAGAGUAGUUUUAUGGGUUGUUUACCUACUUAAACUAAUUACACACCAAAUAAUUAACCAAUUAGAAAAAUUCUGCUUUAUAAAUCAAAUAAAAUAUUAAAUGAUAAAUCAUAUUACAUUGAGGUAUUUUAUGAAGAUGAGUAAAUAUUACAUAUAUUCAUAUUAGUUUAUUUAAAAUUACUGUUGAUGAUAAAGAAUGUCCAAGUACAAAAGUUUUUGAGAUGCCUUAAGAAGAUGGUUAAUUAGUUUUGAAAGAGAUUUAUAAUAAUAAUAUCUUAUAAUUAGUAGAUGCUAUAAGAAUUGAUGAAAACAUACAUCUUGCAGGAUUGGAAUAAUUUGAAGAAUCUCAAUGA